ACGACAUAUCCAGCCUCAACACAUCCUCUGAUUAAUUUUUUACAUCAAGAUGCCUAAGAUUGCACAAAUUGAAUACUUUCGAGUGCCUCCAAGAUGGCUCUUCGUCAAAAUCACGGAUGAAGCGGGGAAUGUUGGGUGGGGUGAGGCGUCGCUGGAAGGGCAUACUCAAGCCGUGGAAGGAUGUUUAGAUGCUUAUAUCGAUCGAUUUACAGGUUUAGAAGCCAAUGAUAUCGAACAGAUAUGGCAGAUUGGGUGGCGGGGUGGAUUCUACCGAGGCGGACCGGUUCUCAUGAGUGCGCUCGCUGGAAUCGACAUUGCACUAUGGGAUCUGAAAGCCCGAAGACUUGGUGUACCUAUCUAUGAGCUGUUAGGAGGGAAAGUACGAGACAAGAUCAAGGUCUAUGCAUGGAUUGGCGGGGAUCGACCAUCAGAUGUCGCGAAUCAAGCACAAGCACGAAAAGACCAGGGAUUUACGGCUAUCAAAAUGAAUGGGACUGAAGAUCUUGGAUGGCUCGACUCUCCAGCUGCUCUCGACGAUUGUGUUGAGCGACUCAAGGCAGUCAAAGCCAUUGGCAUGGACGCAGGAAUCGAUUUUCACGGUCGUGUUCACAAGCCAAUGGCCAAACAGCUUGCCAAAGCUCUUGAACCAUACCGCCCUAUGUUUAUCGAAGAACCUUUGCUUUCCGAACAUAUCAACGGAAUCAAGGGCCUGUCUCGCUUAGUGGGCACACCAAUUGCACUCGGGGAGCGAUUACAUUCACGAUGGGAUGUCCGCCCAUUUCUCGAGGCAGGUGCAGUCGACAUUUUACAGCCUGAUAUCAGUCAUUGUGGAGGCAUCUCAGAAAUCCGCCGCAUUGCAGCUUUGGCAGAGACCUACGACGUUGCCAUUGCCCCUCAUUGUCCGCUCGGACCAAUCGCUUUGGCAGCAAAUGUGCAAGUCGCAGCUACUGCUGCGAAUUUUGUGAUUCAAGAAAUGAGUCUUGGAAUACAUUAUAAUGCCGGGAGUCAAGAUCUCACGAGCUACACGCACAAUCCAGAAGUAUGGAAUGUGGAGGGAGGGUACAUUAAAUUGAUGCAAGGGCCAGGUCUUGGGAUUGAAAUUGAUGAAGAACAGGUGAAGAGGCUUUCUAAGGAGGCAGCGCCUUGGGUUAGUCCUACUUUCACGGGACCUGGAGGAGAGCUGAGGGAGUGGUAGAACGCGAUUUACUGGAUUCGUAGCAAUAAAACAAUAGGACUGUUUGGCUUCA
Messenger RNA from Cadophora gregata, 1247 nucleotides. RefSeq lists its product as uncharacterized. Gene Ontology annotation, biological process: D-galactonate catabolic process; amino acid catabolic process. Lineage: Eukaryota; Fungi; Ascomycota; Leotiomycetes; Helotiales; Ploettnerulaceae. Bases 50 to 1195 code for a protein of 381 amino acids. The transcript is spliced from 4 exons. Gene Ontology annotation, molecular function: galactonate dehydratase activity. The record is from RefSeq and is a predicted model, not a curated record.